GUAUGGAAACUGAUCACUGCAGGCAGAACAGGGUUGGAUGAUUCUCCUCUUCCUCAUCCUCCCCCUUUUCUGUCUCUCUCUCUCUCUGUCUCUUUUCCUCUGUUGUGUCACCGCUCCACAUCCUCAGCGAUGCUCCUCUGACCUGACGCCGCAGAGGAAAACAAACACUCCACCAUUCACCUCACCCUGGCAUGCAGCGCAGAGGAGCUGCUGCUGGAGGAAAUAACCCACGUCAGGAAUGUGAGCGAGGAGCUUGUUUUGAAGACGUCCGCCUGGAGAGCUCCUCCCUCGUCCGUCUCAGUGGUCGUCUCCAUCCCUGCAGCAGUGUGAGACGGCCCGCCGUGUGCGUCGCUGWCCAGGGAACGCUCGCUGAACAUCAAGAAAAGGCCAGAACACGAUGAACAGUCAGGACAAAUGGGUCACURUGACCCCCGCUGAAUUCGCUCUGCUGCAGGAAUACACCCAGUACUCCACCAAGAAGCUGAAGGACGUGUUGCAGGAGUUCCAUGGAGACGGAGUGUUGGCGAAGUACAACCCAGAGGAGAAGCAGGAAAUCCUCAGCCAGGAGAUUGACUUUGAAGGGUUCAAGGUUUUCAUGCAAGCGUUCCUGGAGAGCGAACUCCCCGAGGAGUUCUGUCAACACCUCUUUAUGUCGUUUAGCAACAAGGGACCCAAACCCAGUCCCUCAUCCUCUGACAAACCCCGAGUCUCUGGCUUGAAGCUUAUCAAAAGCAACUCGACCCCUCAGAGGACGCCCGCCCUGCCCAGGCCUCAGGACACGGUGCAGCUCAAGGACAUCGUGUGUUACCUGUCGUUGCUGGAGGGCGGGCGACCCGAGGACAAGCUGGAGUUCAUGUUUCGUCUCUACGACACAGAUGGAAACGGGUCGCUGGACAGCUCGGAGCUGGAACAGAUUAUCUCUCAGAUGAUGCGRGUGGCCGAGUACCUGGAGUGGGACGUGACAGAACUCAAACCAAUCCUGCAGGAAAUGAUGCAGGAAAUCGACUARGAUCAUGACGGGACAGUGACUCUGGAUGAGUGGAUCCAGGGAGGCCUGACCACCAUCCCGCUGCUGGUCCUGUUGGGCCUGGAGACGAAUGUAAAAGAUGACGGGCAGCAUGUGUGGCGGCUGAAGCACUUCAACAAACCAGCCUACUGUAAUCUGUGUCUCAACAUGCUGAUUGGACUCGGGAAGCAGGGACUCUGCUGCUCCUUCUGCAAGUACACGGUCCACGAGCGCUGUGUCGGCCGCGCUCCUCUGUCCUGCAUCAAAACCUACGUCAAGUCCAAGAAAAACACAGAGGUAAUGCAUCAUUUCUGGGUGGAAGGGAACUGCCCCACCAAGUGUGACAAGUGUCACAAAACCAUUAAGUGUUACCAGGGCCUGACUGGGCUCCACUGUGUGUGGUGUCAAAUCACGCUCCAUAACAAGUGUGCCUCCCAUAUGAAACCUGAGUGUGACUGUGGACCCCUGAAGGAUCACAUCCUGCCCCCCAACUCCAUCUGCCCGAUCGUCCUGGAACGACAGUCGACUCUGAGGAAAGACUCGCGGUCGAGCCAGUCCAGUCGAGGGAAGAUGCAGAGAGCCAACUCGGUCACGGUGGACGGACAAGGACUGCAGAAUUUACAGAAAGUUCCAGUACCUUCUAAACCCAAGACAAGUGUACAACCUGGCCAAGAAUGGACCCAUGCCUGGGUUGAGCUUCUUCAGAGAAGUUCCUGAUUUCAGAGUGUUGACCUGUGGAGGGGACGGCACUGUGGGCUGGAUCCUGGACUUCAUUGAUAAAGCCAACCUGGACAGGAACCCCCCUGUGUGUAUACUUCCUCUUGGGACGGGCAAUGAUUUGGCUCGAUGUCUUCGAUGGGGAGGAGGCUACGAGGGCGAAAGUCUUCUUAAAAUCCUGCGGGACGUGGAGAACAGCACAGAGGUGAUGUUGGAUCGCUGGAAGAUUGAUGUCACGCCGACCGACAAGGAGGAGCGAGGGGACCCGGUGCCUUAUAGCAUCGUGAACAACUACUUCUCCAUCGGAGUG
Messenger RNA from Austrofundulus limnaeus, 2033 nucleotides. It is a transcript of the gene dgkb, whose product is annotated as diacylglycerol kinase, beta. Gene Ontology annotation, biological process: phospholipase C-activating G protein-coupled receptor signaling pathway. Gene Ontology annotation, molecular function: ATP-dependent diacylglycerol kinase activity; calcium ion binding. The record is from RefSeq and is a predicted model, not a curated record. NCBI's taxonomy places the organism in Eukaryota, Metazoa, Chordata, Actinopteri, Cyprinodontiformes, Rivulidae. Gene Ontology annotation, cellular component: plasma membrane.